This is a messenger RNA of Onychostoma macrolepis, 4589 nucleotides long. RefSeq lists its product as uncharacterized. Bases 979 to 3687 code for a protein of 902 amino acids. The record is from RefSeq and is a predicted model, not a curated record. Gene Ontology annotation, biological process: protein phosphorylation; intrinsic apoptotic signaling pathway in response to endoplasmic reticulum stress; mRNA processing. Gene Ontology annotation, molecular function: RNA endonuclease activity; ATP binding; protein serine/threonine kinase activity. Gene Ontology annotation, cellular component: IRE1-TRAF2-ASK1 complex. NCBI's taxonomy places the organism in Eukaryota, Metazoa, Chordata, Actinopteri, Cypriniformes, Cyprinidae. The transcript has 7 exons.
CACAGCAGGCGCGUCAUAAGCUUGAGAUCGGUUUUUUGAGAUUGGCCUUUUUAGAGACUGCCGAUCAAACAUCCCAACGCGAUUAUCGGCCGAUAGUGAUCGGUAGCCAAUCAAAUCGGAGCACCCCUAGUCAUUACUCGUAAUUGUAACGCAAAGUAAGCAGGAGGCAAAAACAAACAUAAAAGCAGCUAUUUAUAUGGAAGAGCUAAAUACACAAAGAAAUCAAAACAUUUACAGACAAAAAUGCAUACAACAUGAACAACAACUGACAAUGAAACACAGGGAAACCAGGGCGUAAAUACACAAGGGUCAAAAGGGAAUGAAAUGAGGAACCAAUCAUUAAUUAAACUACAAAAGACUACAAAAACCAGAACAAGGAACAAAAAAAAAAAAAAAAAGAAGAAUGUCAAAUCAAUCAAUCAACAAAACACUUUUGUUACUUUAUAUCAUCUUUGAAACGUCCUACAAUCAUUUCUUUAGUGUUGCAGAUAAAACUGGUUUGGCUCUUACAUUUUAAUAUUUGCUUAAGGAGAACUUUGGAUAGGUGUGGUUUGAGCAGCAACAAAAGACAAAGGUUUGAUGACAAUGCCUAACACAACUUAUACAGUUGACAGGGCUGCAGCACGGAGCAGGUGAAGUCUUUUCUACCCUAUUGUAUUUUAACAUAUUUUCUAAUCCUUUGUUAUCACAGGACUGCCACAACCUAACGCAGUCUACGCAAUGGGGCACCAGUACCCUUAAGAACUGAUUUUAUUGUUUACAGCUAAUUUACUAGUUAUUUAAAGUGCAUGGUAUAAUAUUACUCAAAAUUGCAAAACACAUUGUUUUGCUCAGCUGAUCCUGUAAUAAAUUGCAUGUUUAUUAGGUGUAACAACAAGGAAGGGCAUAUGGUUUCAUUUCCAAGAAAAUAUGAAGAGUGUAAGGCCAUUACAGCACGUGUAGAAAGUAACUAAUAUUGAAAUGAACAUUUGAAGAUUCAUGGCAUUCCAGAUCCCAGUACCGAUUUCACUUCCAAUUCCAAUUCCAGCAGUACCAAGAAAAACAGAUCCUCUAAUAAAAUGCAUCAUAGAGAACAAGUCAGAGAGACUUCGCAAAUUAAUAAGAGGCAGAGAUGGACUGCGAGGCAGAGAUAUUAAUGGUUUGUACCCUUUUAAAGACUGGAAAGAUGAUGUUACUCCAUUAACAGCAGCAGUUUUAUGCAGAAAUGAAGAAAUCUGCUCUUUUCUACUUAAAAAGUUGGCUGAUCCAAACAAACACUCAACAAAUGGACAAACUCCUCUACAAUAUGCUGCUUUAACUGGAGUUCCACUGAGUAUCGUGAAAAUAUUACUUGCAGCAAAAGCUGAUCCAGAUGGAUAUCAAUUCUUUACUCCAUUGCAAUAUGCUGUUCAUCAAAACCGUGAAGACAUUGUGAAAGCACUUAUAGAGGCUGGAGCUUCACCUGAAAUUAACUAUGGGAUGAAUCCUGAGCUUGAUAAAAAAGUGGAGAGAAUGAUUUGUGGAUUGUCUUCACAGAGUCAAGAGUUUGAUAAAGUACAUCAGUUUUUCUUUCUUUCUUGUGCUGCACGAACAAAAAGUGAGAUAGAAGUUUUCAGAAUCUAUGAGGGAAAUUUCUUUCAAGAGCAUCCUUUAAUUCACACAAUUCUGUUUGAGGUGUAUUUUGGUGUCAUUGGUCCAAGUUCAGAGCUGUAUCGUCAGAGCGCCAUCAAGUGGUUAAAAGAUACAAAGAAUGCAGACAGAUACAUUGAGGGAGUCAUCAAACGCUUCCCAAGAAUCCCUCAGAAACACUGGCCAGUUGCACUGAACUGCUUAUAUGCUGCUUUGUGUGUCAGUGAAAGUGUUUCUCCUCAGAUAUUCAGUGAUCUUGUGCCAAUGCUAACAAACAGUCUUCAGCACUCUGGAAAUCCACAAGGAGAAAGAGUCAAUCAUCUGAUACUAAAUAUACUCAAUGUCAUGAUGCAGAAGACGUCUGAGCAGAAACUGGGAUUGAAUCAUUCUGUCUAUGAGAAAAUGUACAAAAGUCUAUUGCCUCUCACUCAUCCUAAUUAUUCAAGUGUAAUUAGAGUUUGGACUUAUGGACUGUUUGUCUAUAUAUAUGACAUUGCUCCUGAACUUGUAGCAUUGUCCUAUAUCCCAGAGAUGAUCCUUAACACUGCAGAGAUAGAGAUGGAUGAAGUCAUGAAAAAGAAACUGCAAAAGUUGGAUGAAUCACUCAGACAUCCAGCAGGUUCAAGUGCAGUGGAUAAUUUAUGCGAGGAGACUGCAGCUCUGUUAACAAGCAGGAAGAAGAAGAAAAAAAAAAAGAAAAAAAUCCAGCAAGAAGUGGAAUCACAAGAAGGUGACGGUAAAGAGGAACCAUUUCCAGACAUUGUAGUAACAUCCAUUGAGGAAUCAAAUUCAAGUGUGCAGCCGUUCACACGACCUGAUGAGAACUCAAGAAGGUGGCAUCAAACCAGCCACCGUUGGAGGUCCAAGCUCGAGAAGAUAGCUAACAUUGAUGCUAGCAAAGCAUAUAGACUGGGAAACCUUGUUCUUGUUCUUGAACCUGAAUUUCUGAUUGCUAAAGGAAGUGAUGGAACACAAGUUUUCCUUGGUUUGAAGGAUGACGGCACUGAGGUGGCUGUGAAACGAAUGAACAGGUUUAAUUACCAAGACCUCAAAAAUGAGGAGGAAUUUCUAUGGCUUCCAGAACUUGAUAGUCCCUCUAUUGUGAGAUAUGUGGACUUUGCUGAAGAUAUGCAUUUCGGAUACCUUGUUCUUCAGCUUUGUGAGUACACACUGGAGGAAUAUAUUCAAGAUCAUUUACCGGACGACAGCGCUGAGAGAUCUUUGGUUCUCAAGAAGCUGGUGAAGGAAGUUCUCUGCAGCUUACAGGUUUUACACGACCAGAAAACCAAAGUGCUCCAUCGAGACAUCAAACCCCAGAAUGUCCUGAUUGACAUAAAUGAAAAAGCUAGAUUGGCUGAUUUUGGCAUAAGUCGCCGACUGAAACAGGGUGAAACCACUUUACGAACAAGCAUCGCUGGAACUAGAUGCUGGAAGGCAAAAGAGAACAUAAAUGAGAAGUUCAACACUGGAUACAAGAGGAGCUCCGACAUUCAGGUCACUGGGAUGUUAGUCUACUACAUUCUCUCUGGAGGACAACAUCCAUUCGGUGAAGAUGUGGAUUGUGAGUACAACAUUCUACAAGGAAGAUACUCUCUGCAGCAUCUGGAUGAUGAUGUAGCGAAGGAUCUCGUCGAGUGGAUGAUUAAUGAAGAUCCAAACAACAGACCGACUGUGGAGCAAACCCUCGCACACCCCUUCUUCUGGACUGAUGAACGGAAACUGCGGUAUCUGAAAAUAUUGGGAAAUGAGAAAGAGGCUGAAAACUGUCGUGAUGCAGAUGAGGAGCUGCUUAAUGCCGUCUCAAAAUACACAGAGGGGAAAAGCUUUUCUGAAUGGAAGACUAAAUUGCCGUCUGAGCUCGUCCAGAAGCUGGAUGGUAAGAAGAAAGCCUAUCCUGAGAACACACUGGGCCUGCUGCGAUUUAUACGCAACCUACACGAGCAUCAUAAAGCUGAUGCUGUGAAAAUCAACCUGAUGGCGUUAUUCCCUGAUCUCUUUGGGAGUGUGAACUUGUUUGCCAAAGAAAGAGGAUGGAACUCCAGAGAAAGUGUCAUUAUGGACAUCAACUUGGCAUCAUGAACAUAAAAAAUCUGACAUAAAAUUCUGCAUUCAUUCCAACACAGUGACUGAGCAUAAAAAUUGAACUCCUACACAGUAAAGCUUUUAUACAGUUUUAGUUUUUUUUCCUCAGUUACUAAAAUACUGAUGAUUUAAUCUUUCAACAUAAUUGAAAGUCUUGUCUUUUGUUACAUAAAUUGAAAAAGUGGUGGUGUUUGUUGCUAUUUAGUGCUUGGGAGACAAAAAGUAAAUAAAAGUGCCUUAUAAGCUGGUGAUCAUGGGGUUAUUAGAAAAACUCAUGAUGAUGGUGUCAUAUAAAAAUUAAUCAUCAUUAUACCUUUUGAUAACCCUUUGGAUAGAUUUAAUAGCCAGUAAAUGGAUUAUGGGUCAGCUUGGAAAGUGUAUAAUAACAGUACUGGAAAAUGUCUUAUCAACUAUAAUGAACAAUUUAGGCCUGCUCACAGACGGGGCUUAGCUCAAUUAUGACAUUUUAUCUUUUAUAAACGUGCCUUAGGAAACAUUACUGGUUAGCGUUUGCAUCUUGAGACAAAAAAAAGGCACUUAUAUAUUUUAAGAUCAGUCAGUGCAUGUCUCUUUCAGUUAAAACAGCUCAAAUUGUGCAUUUUAUUCUGGGAUUAGAUUUAAACCUUGUCUGUGAAAUUGGGAGUUAGAGUGCUAAAGCUAUGCAGUAGGAUUCAGAGGUUGUUAUUAUUAUUGAAUAUUGUUAUGUGUUAAGAAAGUUGUUAUUUAGCAAACAAUCUGGACAAAAUAUAUAAUGACAUCUAAUUUAAAACAACAAAUGUUAAUCUAUUCCUCUCAAAUCUUCUUCAUACAUUUCUCUUAAUUUGUGUUGUUCGCCAUCUACUGGUUGGAUAUGUUUAAUGCCCCUCUACAAUAAAAAUAAACUAUACCCCUUUAUUGCA